Molecule: messenger RNA, 1052 nt
Organism: Stomoxys calcitrans (stable fly)
Lineage: Eukaryota; Metazoa; Arthropoda; Insecta; Diptera; Muscidae
Product: CDAN1-interacting nuclease 1
Exons: 4
Coding region: 75-1025 (316 amino acids)
Source: RefSeq, a predicted model, not a curated record
UAAUGUUAAAAAUUUUAUUUUAAGAUAAACCAAAUAAAAUAAUAAUUUUAAUAUAAAAUUAAGAUAUAAUUAAUAUGAGUGAAUCAAAUUCCAUACAAGUAGCCAGCACACAGACUGUCAGAAGGCGCAUUGUCAAAACAGCGGAGUAUGAAGUGAUUUGUGAUUUCAUCCAAAAAUAUCAAGGCCUAGCUAUUGACUGUGAACUAGAGCUGAUAAACAAAUUUCCAGAUUUUGAAAAACUCACUCUAAAAUGUAUUCUGGAAACAAUUUUGACGAAUCGUAUGCGAUCGCAAUAUUGGCGUUAUGAUGCCAAUGCCAAGACCUACUUAAAAAUGUACGAAGAACGUUGCCAGAAAUCAAGUCAUCUGGAUCGCAGCAUUUUGCUGGGUAUUGCACGUGAAGCGGACAUAGGGCCGGUAAUGAUGUGCCGUUCACUGCUUAAAGUUAAAUAUAAAAUAACCGCAAAAGAAAAGCUGACGCAGUUGAUACGUUCACCACAUCUUAUUAAAGAUCACCAAUUUUCUGCAAAUGUGGCACAGUGUGUAUGUAGUGAUUCUCAGGAUGGGCCAUUAAUCGCUUUAAGACGUAGAGUUCUUGGAGAGGAAUAUGAAUUCAAGCUGAAACAAAUGGCGAAUAUGGCUGGAAUGCACUAUUAUGACGAGCAUGAUCUCAGGCGUCUAGGUUACGAUAAAACUCCCGAUAUAAAAAUGCUGCUACCAUUUCUUUACAAAGGAGAAGUAAUAAAUUGGAUCGAAAGUAAGGCAAAUUUUGGAAAUAUCAAGUCUCAUAAGACUUAUAUACAACAGCAGUUAAAUAGUUACUGCAAUAGAUUUGGCGCUGGAAUUGUUAUCUAUUGGUUUGGAUACCAAGAGGAAACUGCCACAUUGCCUGAUAAUAGUAUGGGCAUUAUUGUUUUAGAUGAUUUUCCUGCCAAAGCCGAUAUUCAAUUAUUGGAUUUAACCGAUGACUGCGAAUCUUAUGAUUCUACAAAACCAAAUAAUUGUGAUCAAAAACCGAUAACAUGAUGUACGUAUGACACGCAGCGAUUAAAA